CAGUUGUUGAGACCACUUGUUUCAUUUUCGUUUCAGAUUUAGCAUUCACUUGAAAGCGCGUUGCCAGACCGGCAACAUCGGGUCAUCAACAUUUACCUUUUUUAUUUUGUCAAAAGUGCUUUUGUUUGUUUUAUCUAAGUUUUUAGUUAUCAAAUUUGUGAUUUUUUAUCCGUGGGAAAAUUUUUAAAAUAAAUUGAACUUAUUUUAUGAGUUUUUAUUAAAAUUUUUUGUGCUGGUUCAUUUGAACUAAAGAAGAAAUAGGAUUAAUAGAAAGGGUGAUCAAAGUCCGGAGAUAUGCGCUUCAAUUAAAGUUAAUUUAAACUCAUUAAGUCCUCUUGUGGUCACAUUGACCAAAGAAUCUUACAUCAUAAGGUCAACGGCAGUGCGAGUGUUUUUUUUAUUAAUUUUUGAUAAACAUUUAAUAUGGAGGAAGUAUCGAAAGAUUUGGACAUGCAUAUUGUAAAUUUGCUGACUAAACUAUCGGAAAUGCAAGCAAAGGUCAAACAUCGAACGAAAAAUCACAGACAUCCCAUGUCCACAGAAUUAAAAAGCAUAGAAUUGUGGAAAGCUAUUGCAACGGAAUGUUUUUCAACUUUUCUCUUCUCACUUAUUGUACUUGGCGCAGCCUCUUCUUCAAAUGUUUACGGAAGUGGAUUGUCUGUGUUGGCAACUGCAAUUGCUUCUGGAUUCGCUAUUUCUGCUAUAUACCUAAUCUUUGGCCAUAUCAGCGGAGGUCACGUUAAUCCAGCAGUGUCACUGGCAUUUGCAAUUACAAGGAAAGUAUCACCACUACGUGCAACUUUAUACGUAGCAGCACAAUGCGGUGGUGGAAUUGCUGGUGCGGCAGCGCUUUAUUUCAUAAAUAUAAGCCAAUCAAUGCCAACCAGCGGACGGCCAAGUUUAGCUUACGAGAAAUUACUAUUGGAGAUGACACUUUCAUGGUUUAUCGUCGCGGCACAUUUAAAAGCUGACAAGGAUAAAAAUUAUUCUGCGUUUCUUGCCAAACCUGCUGGAGUUCUGGCUGCUGCUUAUACAGCUUCAACAUUAGUAGCGAGUCCAUUUUUGAAUCCAGCACGAGCAUUGGGAUUGGCCUUUGUAACAAACAAAUGGGAGUUCCACUGGGUGUACUGGGUAGGUCCAAUAAUCGGAUCAGUGAUAGCUUCAAUGGUCCACAGAUUUGUGUCAUGUUGGAAGAACCAACGAUCCCGAGAAUCGCGUACUAUGGACGACGGCGACUCAUCAUUACCAUCCGACGGAGAUACCUACGAUGAUUUCGACAAGCCAUCAGGUCCUAAAUACACCAGUGGGUAUGCAGCAACAUACCGUCCAGUAGCUGGAGCAUCUUCAAUCUACUCAGGACCAACAGCAACUGCAUUAGAGCGCGUUGAAUCUAUUUACGGUGGAACCAAGUCACUUUAUUGCAAAUCUCCACCAUUAACACGAGCAAAUCUCAACAGAUCGCAAAGUGUUUAUGCGAAAUCAACAUCAUCUCCACGAGACGGGUUCAUCAUACCCAAACCAGGACCAUUGGUACCAGCACAAAGUCUGUAUCAGAUGAGACUAGGCCAAGCUUCUUUGCCGCUACCAUCAAGAGAGCCUUUAUCUAACCCAAUUGGUCCUCAGCCGUCUUCAUCCCACAACCCGACUCAAAAUCACAACAGUACUAACCAAAAUAUGCAGAAUCAACUGCAACAAUGCACACAGAGUAUUUAUGGAAUUCGUGGAAUUUCUACUAGCUUAAGCACUAGAGAAAAUGGAAUUUACGGUGUCACUACUGCUUCUAGUAUUUAUGGACGUGCUCCAGCACCACCACCAGAAUCUCAACAACAACAACAGCAACAGCAACAAUCACCCUCUAUUUCUUCAUCACAAGUUUCAGCAAGUCAAUCAAAUUCAAGUCAGCUACAGAAUCAACACCCACAAAAUCAAAAUCAAAAUCAAAAUCAAACUCAGAAUCAAAUGCAACAAGAAGGAAUGAUCUCUCGUCGACCUGAGAGUAUGUACGGACACAUAUCUCGCAGAAGUGACGACUCAGCCUAUGGAAGCUAUCAAGGCUCAAAUAGGGGCAAUUAUGCUAAAACAACUGGUCCACCACCACCACCACCUCCUGGAUUCAUGGGAUCCGUUAGUUUUCGUGAUAACAGACCAAGUCCUGGUCCAAUACAACAGAAUCAAGUUCAGCAACAAAAUUACCAACGGAAUUCACCCAAUCCACAGUAUUAAUCGUUGAUUUGUAUUUUAUGAUUUAUGAUACUUAUUAUUACAAUCUCUGAUAGAAGU
Molecule: messenger RNA, 2280 nt
Organism: Cotesia glomerata
Lineage: Eukaryota; Metazoa; Arthropoda; Insecta; Hymenoptera; Braconidae
Gene: bib
Product: neurogenic protein big brain-like
Exons: 5
Coding region: 424-2223 (599 amino acids)
Biological process (GO): transmembrane transport
Cellular component (GO): plasma membrane
Molecular function (GO): water channel activity
Source: RefSeq, a predicted model, not a curated record